ACCGCCGCCACCGCCGCCGUCAAACCCCUCUUCCUCUCAUUCUCAAACUCCUUCACCUCCAGAAACUUCCACCAACACAAACGCUUCAGAUACACCUCCUCCGCAACUAAAUUCCCAAUUUCCAAUAAACCCCCCUCUUUCUCCGCCAAUUUGGGGCUUUCUGGAAAAGCCCUAGUUUCUAUCGUUCCACCACAGCCAGAACCAGAACAAGAACAAGAACAACCACAAUCUUCCAAAUUGCUCACUCUACCCACCAUUCUCACUCUUGGCCGUGUCGCCGCCGUGCCGCUUCUUGUUGCCACUUUCUAUUUGGAUGGUUGGCAAGGAAUAGUAGCUACUACCACAAUCUUCAUUGCUGCUUCUGUUACAGAUUGGCUUGAUGGUUACAUUGCUCGCAAGAUGAGUUUAAAAUCUUCAUUUGGUGCAUUCUUAGAUCCUGUAGCUGAUAAGCUUAUGGUUGCUGCCACAUUGGUUUUAUUAUGUACUAGACCUUUGGAUGUUGGUUUGUUUGCACAAGCACCCUGGUUACUACCUAUACCUGCCAUUGCCAUCAUUGGCAGAGAGAUUACCAUGUCUGCUGUCAGGGAAUGGGCUGCUUCCCAGGAUAGUAAGCUUUUAGAGGCCGUUGCUGUUAAUAACUUGGGGAAGUGGAAAACAGCCACACAGAUGACUGCGUUAGCCAUCCUCCUCGCCACCCGGGACUCGAGGUAUAAGUUUAAUUUGUAUUAGAUUAGAGAUUCUAUGAAAAGAAAAAUUAUGUGA
Lathyrus oleraceus (garden pea) is the source of this 762-nucleotide messenger RNA. Its product is annotated as CDP-diacylglycerol--glycerol-3-phosphate 3-phosphatidyltransferase 1, chloroplastic. The record is from RefSeq and is a predicted model, not a curated record. The transcript has 6 exons. Gene Ontology annotation, biological process: glycerophospholipid biosynthetic process. Gene Ontology annotation, cellular component: membrane; chloroplast envelope. The annotation marks the transcript as partial. Lineage: Eukaryota; Viridiplantae; Streptophyta; Magnoliopsida; Fabales; Fabaceae. Gene Ontology annotation, molecular function: CDP-diacylglycerol-glycerol-3-phosphate 3-phosphatidyltransferase activity.